AUGGAAAGAGGAAAAAUAUCUACAGGCCGCGGAGGCAAAAGUAAAGCACCACAGCAUCCCCAGGAUAUCUUCGCUCUCGGUAGCAAAUCAACUGUGGUUGUUUCAAGAGACGCCGAAAAGAGAAAUAUACAUAAGCCUUCUUCAAGUGGUGUGGAACGUAAACGUGAAACAUCAGGUUUUGGCAGCCAGCCACCGAGCAAGAAGUCCAGAAUAGGUUCACCUGCUGAAACAGUUGGUGGUACUUCACUGGAUGUGGAGCCAGUUGACCUAGUACCAAAUGUUCUUCAAGCACUGGAUACUCAUAACUCUGAUAAGCUAUUGGGCCUUUUAACCGGUUCAAUCCGUUUACUCAAAUCUCAACGUUCAAAACCAGACAUCAUCCUUUGUAUGAGCAUGCUGUAUCUGACAAAGAUUAGACCGAAUAUGUUUGCACAUGAGACUGUUACGCAGAGCCUCUGCACUCUGCUAAAGAGAGAGCAGGGAGCAGCAUUUAAAAACAAGGGCAAUCCACUUGUUUUCGUGCUAGCAUGUAACAUGUUGUACGCUGGUCAUAAAGAUAGCACUAAUUGGCCCGACACCUUCAUUAAGGUGUACAUAGAAGAUGCUCUUAAUGAGCGUUGGUGGGUGGAUUGCUCAUGGUGCAAGUGCUUAGUUGAGAACAUUGUGACAGCUUUUGGUACUAAGCAGCCACCAUCCCAUUUAAUACCUACUGAUAAUACACUGGGUACAAUGUCACCAUCAGGGUCUGGAUCACCUCUGAUGGGCAGCACUGAUGAAGAUACCGACAACACUGAACUUGAAUACUCUGUGUUUCCAAGAUACACCAGCAGCUACGAAACUGUGGAAGCGCUUGUUUUAGAAGCGAUAAAAGAGCAGAUUCAACGACGCACUGCACCGGACACCAUUGGAAAAGGCUUUCUUAAGUUACUCUCAGCUACUUGCGGCUUCCCAGAGAUCCGCAUGAUUGCGGCAUCCCGUCUAGAGGCGUGGCUGCACUCGGGCAAGCUGUGGCGCGCGGCGCAGGAGCUGCUGGCGCAUGUGUGCGCUAACGCGGCCGCCGCCGGGCCCAGCGCUGCGCGCGACCACGAGGUGCUGGCGCAGCUCGCGCGCAUGCGCCUCAAGACCAAGCCGCUGCAGACCGCCUACCAGGGCUGCCUCAGGAGCGACGCGGCCGCCGACGGGCCCAGCGCCGCGCGCGACCACGAGGUGCUGGAGCAGCUCGCGAUCAGGCGCCUCAAGACCAAGCCGCUGCAGACCGCCUACCAGGGCUGCCUCAGGUCAGUAAGCUGCAGCAGCUGUGCAGCUGUGACGCAGGAGCGACGCGGCCGCCGCCGGUCCCAGCGCCGCGCGCGACCUCGUGGUGCUGGCGCAGCUCGCGCGUAUGCGCCUCAAGACCAAGCCGCUGCAGACCGCCUACCAGGGCUGCCUCAGGAGGACGCGGCCGCCGCCGGGCCCAGCGCCGCGCGCGACCACGAGGUGCUGGCACAGCUCGCGCGCAUGCGCCUCAAGACCAAGCCGCUGCAGACCGCCUACCAGGGCUGCCUCAGAUCAAUAAGCUGCAGCAGCUGUGCAGCUGUGACGCAGGAGCGCCGCGGCCGCCGCCGGGCCCAGCGCCGCGCGUGGCCACGAGGUGCUGGCGCAGAUCGCGCGUAUGCGCCUCAAGACCAAGCCGCUGCAGAUCGCCUACCAGGGCUGCCUCAGGUCAGUAAGCAGCAGCAGCAGCGCGGCCGCCGCCCGCCACCGGAUGAGACCGCGAGAGACCACGAGGCGCUGGCGCAGUCAUGCGGACAGACUCAGGAGCCUGCUGCUGAGCAGCUGAAAGUCGAUUGUGGGGAGAUGGUGUCGGAGAGUCCGGCGCUACUGCGCAGCGUGGUGACGCACACCAUCUACAACGAGCUGUCGAACGCGCGCUCGCCCAACAACAUGGCCGUGCUGGCCGCGCUCAUACACGCGCAGCCGCAGCUCGUGCCCGCCGCCAUCGCCGAGACCUACCAGGAGCUGCUGUUCCGUGCGGAGGACUACCUGCGUCCGAUGCGCGCCAUGUUGCGCGAGUGCGUGCGAGCUGCGCGCGCCGAGACGCAGGCGCUGCUGCCGCUGGCCGCCGCGCUCGCCGCGCCUCCGCCGCACGACCCGCCGCCCGAGGUGCGGGAGCGCGCGUUCCAGGCGCUGGCCGACCUGUUCUGCUGCUGCUGCUCGGUGACGGCGGCGCUGGGCCGUCAGCAGGCGGCCGCCGAGCUGCGCGCGCAGCUGUGCGCGCUGCAGCAGCACGCGCUGGCCUGGCUGCUGGAUACCGCCGCGGCCGUCUACCGGCCCGCGCGCCACGACUACCAGCUCGCGCUUAACAAGGUACCGCCGCGCUCUCGCACUCGCUCUCGCAUAUCCCUGCGCAGCAGCUGUGCGCGCUGCAGCAGCACGCGCUCGCCUGGCUGCUGGAUACCGCCGCCGCCGUCUACCGGCCCGCGCGCCACGACUACCAGCUCGCGCUUAACAAGGUACCGGCGCGCUCUCGCACUCGCUCUCGCAUAUCCCUGCGCAGCAGCUGUGCGCGCUGCAGCGGAACGCGCUCGCCUUGGCUGCUGGAUACCGCCGCGGCCGUCUACCGGCCCGCGCGCCACGACUACCAGCUCGCGCUUAACAAGGUACCGACGCGCUCGCUCGCUCUCGCAUAUCCCUGCGCAGCAGCUGUGCGCGCUGCAGCAGCACGCGCUCGCCUGGCUGCUGGAUACCGCCGCGGCCGUCUACCGGCCCGCGCGCCACGACUACCAGCUCGCGCUUAACAAGGUACCGGCGCGCUCACUCGCUCUCGCAUAUCCCUGCACAGCAGCUGUGCGCGCUGCAGCAGCACGCGCUCGCCUGGCUGCUGGAUACCGCCGCGGCCGUCUACCGGCCCGCGCGCCACGACUACCAGCUCGCGCUUAA
Molecule: messenger RNA, 2919 nt
Organism: Parnassius apollo (apollo)
Lineage: Eukaryota; Metazoa; Arthropoda; Insecta; Lepidoptera; Papilionidae
Source: the annotation of a GenBank genome assembly